Molecule: messenger RNA, 8407 nt
Organism: Hermetia illucens (black soldier fly)
Lineage: Eukaryota; Metazoa; Arthropoda; Insecta; Diptera; Stratiomyidae
Gene: Rbp
Product: RIMS-binding protein 2
Exons: 20
Coding region: 1219-6075 (1618 amino acids)
Biological process (GO): neuromuscular synaptic transmission
Molecular function (GO): protein binding
Source: RefSeq, a predicted model, not a curated record
GUCGCCAUCUCGUCAUAUAGUAUUCCGUAACGGCAGCGGAUAGUGACCCAUUUUUGGGGCGGGCGGGCCGUUCUUGUGUCGUUUAGCUUUUUUCUAUUAGCAAGUAUAAAAAUGAAGGAUAUUCGCAGUUUGCGAUAAGUUUUCCGUUUUGUCGUUCCGCUGCGCGUUGCACGGGGUCGACCGCUUAGCUCGCUCGAAAAUUCCUUGAAAGUCGAAAAACUUGGCAGACGGGGUGGCAAUCUUGUGGAUUUUCUCAAAAAACACAGCAGAUUCCCAGUGUUUUCGGAUCUCGUAUAUUGCGUGAGUUUGGAGUUACAGGACAUUGCCUGGUUAGUUUUAGUCCGAGUGAAAAGCGCAGUGGCUACGGAAAGUAUCUAAUUGAAUGGUUCGGGAGCGCGUCCUAGUUCCUCUGGGUUCCCAUUGAUCGGCAGAAUUGAUUUGUCGACGGAAAGGACGAGUGAAAAGCAGUUUGGCUCAUUAGACUUUUUUCGUCCCAUUCACUGCAACAAGCAAUUAAUCAUUUUAUCGAGUAAAAAAGCUGGAGCAAAAUCGUCGGAAGUCCGUCUUGAAAAAGCUCCCCCGACACGUACGACUCAACUCGGGGAGCCUCUGGGCGGACAAGUGUGUGUGAAGUAGUCGCUCGUUGCUUCGCCCGAGCCCUGUCCGUCGCGUAAAAGUGCUCCCUAUUCCGCGACUAGUGCAAUCCUGGCCUCGAAAGACGGCGAUUUUCAACGCUUCAAUUUAUGCAGGAUCUCUCGGUUUCCUUGACUGCUGUGCGGGCGUUUGUGGUGCGAAUCGACGGAUUUUCAAGUGUCACGCAAAGAGGGUCAACAAGUUAUGAGCAGGGCCUUCAUCGGUCGCCCGGAGGUGGUGCGGAGCAAGUGAAAGCCUAGACGGAGCGCUACGAGCCGUAACAGCCCACUCUGGACCAAGGACGAUUGGCGAUAAGGACUGGCCGACGAUAGAGUAUGAAGUCCUGAAUCGCGGUGGCGGCCAUUAAAAGGAUGCUGUGAGCUGACUCCUAAAAUUUAACCAGUUUUUGAGUUCGAUCUGCAAAAAUGCCAGUAAAUCAGUUCAACAGCGUAGUUGGUCACGUAGAAUUGAUGUAGAUGUGCAUGGACUGUACUUGUGCUUUUGGUACUGCAAGGACACUUUCUGCCUGACAGUUGGCUGUCUCACGAACUAGAUUACCAAACAGUCAGGAUAUUUCCAAAGACGAUGUCAUACGACGCCCUGGGAGUGUCUGACGCCAUGUUAGACUCUCUUAGUUUACAACUUCGUGAGGCUGAAGCGCGUCGCGCUGAAGCCGAACGUGCUCACCAAGAAGCUCUCGCCCAGCUUAGAGGAAUGUCAUCGGGUAUUGGACGGGGCUGUAGUGAACCUAUUGAGACCCUACAGUCGAGGGCGCGAGAAUUGGAGAAAAAGGCUGCACUGGAAACAGUUAGAUGUGAGGAAUUGCAAUUGGAACUUUCGGCGGCUAUAAAAUCGAGAAAUACGCGGCCGACAACAACGACAUCUUCCGGAGUUAGUUCGACCGUGACGUGGGCACCUAUGACAACCCAAGGAUCCGAAAUUGAUAAGAUUAUGGCGAAGAUUGAACAGGCACGUUUAUCCAUUGCUAACGAUAAUCGAAUUUUAGCUGAAUUAGAACAUCCCCGAACGACAGGCUCCACGCUCCCAUCAAGUUCAAUAAUAACAUCAGGUAUAUCGGGUAUGGUCUCAUCAACAAUAGGUGGGAUGCCGUCGAGCAUAAUGACAUCAAUGGCGGGCGCAGGAGCACUUAGCGGACUAACUGGAACAACAGGACUAACAGGGACGAGUGGAUUGGCAGGCACGACAGGCUUAGUGGGGUUGACGGGUAUACCAGGCGUGACUUCGGUGACUGGACUCACUGGUACAGGAUGCGUCCCCGGUGGAAUCGGUAAUAUUAGUAAUAUUACUGGCACUGGAACCGCUGGCACUGUGACAGGCAUACCUGGAAUAGGUGCGAAUUCAAUGGGGAUAACAUCCAGCAUAAGCAGUCACGCAAUCACAUCAAUCGAUACGUCGGCAUUUGGUGGAGCUGGAACAACAACAACCACAGAUAAAGUACUCAGCGGAACGACCGGCGUACACGUUUCCCCCUUGCCGGGGAGGGCACAUCCUAUGACAACCAUGCCACCCCUAAGUCAGAGCACAACAAUGCCCGUCCUGUCACUUCACAAUUCAUAUAAUCUACCAUCGGGAUCAGCCAGUUACUCUUUAGGUCUAAGCGGAGCCCCCGUCGUGCCCUCCUAUACGCACCCCUCUAUAAGCGGAGUGGUGGGGAGUGGAGUGGGGACAGUUCUCGGGACCGGUCUAGCAGGAACAUCAACAGCUGCAACAUCAAUGUUUCCUCCCAUGGGAACGCUUCCCUCAAGUGUGUUGACAAGUGCUCUGCCUCCCAGUUUCGGAGUUGGAGGGUCCACCUCGUAUACGACCUACUCAAAUCCAAUUCUGACAUCGAAGCUGAAACCGUUGGACGAAAUCGAUUUGGGAGUCGGGCGUUUUGGUAACCGGGCGAGUUCACCCUGCUCGCCAAUUCCACCACCAAGUAACUGGGGCCUGGAUGGCUUCAGUGAUUCUGUGAAUCCCAGCUAUAUGCCACGAUCACUUGGACUAGGAGGACUGGACUUAGAAACGCGCACACAUGGCUUUCCCUUGAAUGGAACCGGCGAACCACAAGUUGAUAUGCUUGACAUACCUGGCAAAGGACGAUGUUGUGUAUUCAUAGCUCGAUUCUCCUACGAUCCACCAGAAGAAUCUGAAGGCGAAUUGUCUUUAUGCGCCGGAGAUUACUUGUUAGUUUGGGGCAACGGUGAGCCCCAAGGUGGAUACUACGAUGCCGAAUUGUUAGAUGGACGAAGGGGGUUGGUUCCAGCUUCAUUUGUUCAAAGACUUAUCGGCGAUGAUUUAUUAGAAUUCCAUCAGGCUGUGUUAUCAACCUUACGUGAUGCCGACGAUUUGCCUUUAGACCCUGCACCCCUGCCACCGUUGCCGCCUAACAACCCUCUACUGACUCACACGUCCGAGGACAUGGCGCGGUUGAGUGAAACACAAACGGAUUUGGGACCAGAUCAGACCGAGGAUGACGCUGAUACUGUUCCUGCUCCAAAACACUUAACCCUGGAACGACAAUUGAAUAAAAGCGUACUGAUCGGCUGGACGCCGGCGGAACCACCCGGUUUCAACAAUAUUGAGAGCUAUCACGUAUACGUGGACGGUGUUCUCAAGGUGACUGUGAAAGCUAACGAAAGGACGAGAGCAUUAGUAGAAGGAGUUGAUUCAAAUCGACCACAUAGGAUAAGUGUUAGAAGUGUAACUCAAAAUCGUAGGACUUCCCGCGACGCGGCAUGCACAAUGAUAAUUGGACGUGACACGGCACAUCUAGGACCAUCCGCUGUUAGGGCGACAAAUAUAACGUGUUCAUCUGCUGUAAUAUCAUGGCUUCCAGCCAAUUCCAAUCAUCAGCACGUAGUUUGUGUAAAUAAUGUAGAAGUUCGUACUGUUAAGCCGGGCGUAUAUCGUCAUACAAUCACCGGAUUAGCACCUAGCACACAAUAUCGGGUAACAGUCAGAGCGAAACAUCUGCGUGCACCCGGCCAAGCACCACCACCCGGGCCACCACCUGAAGAAGCGCCUGGAGCAUACACCGAUUUCCGUACAUUAGCUAAAGGACUGCCAGAUCCACCGCAAGACAUCCAAGUUGAGGCUGGACCUCAAGAUGGCACGCUACUUGUAACGUGGCAACCUGUAAAUAGACCUCCGUCAUCUGGGCCCGUUACUGGCUACGCUGUUUACGCUGACGGUAAAAAAGUAACAGACGUGGAUUCACCGACUGGCGAUCAUGCCCUCAUAGAUAUAGGUAAAUUAGUUGGGCUCAAUCCAAGAGCUGUGACUGUUAGGACGAAAUCUCGUGAUUCGCAAUCAAGUGAUAGUGCGCCAACACCUAUACCAAAUGUCGUCCGAAAUGCGGCUAGAAAUCGGCACAACGUUGCGCAUAGUAGUAUACCGCCACAUAUGCGAAGUCAGCAGCGAACACAAAUGGCCCCUAUGCAAAUGCAGGGUGGCCCAAUGCAAAACCAAGGACAAGGACCUAUGUCCGGCCAGAUGCAAGGUCAACAGCAACAGAUGCCUGGCCAAAUGCAGGGUCAGAUGUCAGGCCAGAUGCAGGGCCAAAUGCAGGGUCAAAUACCAGGUCAGAUGCAGGGUCAAAUGCAAGGGCAGUUACAGGGUCAGAUGCAAGGUCAGAUGCCCCUCAAUGCACAGCAGCAACCACAGCAAAUCAUCGAGCACGAGGAGAACCUCAGCGACAAGGAAGUGUUCCCGAACCAAAUGCAUCAGCAACAAAUGGUUAGCAAUCAGCCACGUAACGGCAGUGUUGGAAGUAUUCCUGCAAUCGAAAUAACAAAAGAUGGAGGCGGUCCGCCUGAAGAUUGUCAAUUUGUUAGUGACGAACUCGAGUAUGCCAAUAUGAAUCGUCGUCGCAAUGCACCUGCAAACUCGUCGCAACAUCAGCAAACUCAUCACCAACAACAACAACAACAACAACAGGGGUACCAACCAAAUGCUGCACCUAGGAGUAUUAAUGACCGAAGUCGUCAAGCAAAUCCCGCGAAUCCCAAUCAACCGUAUUAUGGUCCUGGUGGCCCACAACAACAGGUUAGGAAUCCAAAUCAAAGAGGUCAAAUGCAACAAAGAGGUCCUCUGACACAACAACAACAGCAGCAGAAAAAGCCUCGAUACUUCGUAGCAAUGUUUGACUAUGAUCCCAGCACCAUGAGCCCUAAUCCUGAUGGAUGUGAAGAAGAACUACCUUUCCAGGAAGGUGACACUAUCAAGGUAUACGGCGACAAAGAUCCUGAUGGUUUCUACUGGGGCGAACUGCGCGGUAGAAGGGGCUACGUGCCGCAUAAUAUGGUGACAGAAAUUGACGAAACAGGUGCUCAAGGUGGUCCGAGUGGUACAACAACACAGAGUGUGCGCGGUCUGAGUCGAGAUCGGUGGGGUGAUAUCUAUGCCAACAUGCCUGUGAAGCGUAUGAUUGCUCUAUACGACUACGAUCCCCAGGAGUUAAGCCCGAACGUCGAUGCCGAGCAAGUGGAGUUAAGCUUCAAAACGGGCGAAGUGAUCCUUGUAUACGGUGAUAUGGACGAAGAUGGUUUCUACAUGGGUGAAUUGGAUGGCGUACGAGGACUGGUACCUUCCAAUUUCUUGGCCGAAGCUCCGGAACAGUAUAAUAAUCAAAUGGGACCAGGUGGACCGCAAGCGGCCCAACGCAAUCUAAACAAUCGAACCAGACCGCAGGGCCCAGGAGCUCGAGGACCGGCUCCACCCUCUACUUCGAAUAUGAUGCCCGGAGCGAUGAAUCAGCGUGGACAACCUCGGAAAGAUGCUCGCCCUACUUCCCCUACACUGUUAGACAACACGGGCCACCCUGCCCCCGAUCACCAAACGCAGGGGAUGCAGGGGAAAGGCGGGAUGAUCGGUCGCGGGAUCGGGAUAGGUGGUAACAUGGGAAUGCAACAACAGCAGCAUUCACAGCAAGGAAUGAUGCAACAAGGACCAAUGCAACAAGGAAUGAUGCAACAAGGGAUGAAUCAACAAGGAAUGAUGCAACAAGGAAUGAUGCAACAAGGAAUGCAACAGCAACAACAACAGCAACAACAUUUACAACAACAAAGCCAACAACCACCCCCGACAACUACUCAACAAUCUUCCGGUGGCCUUCUAUCCGGUGCAACUAGUCUUUUUUCAGGUGCAACACAAGCCGCUUCUAGUGGAUUAUUUGGAAGCAAACAACCACAGAAAGGUGUGCCUCAAGUUGUCCCUCAACCAGGAUUACAACCAAUGAAUCAACAACAGCAACAACCAAUGAUGGGUGGUGGUAUUUUUGGCGGUGGGCAACAGCAACAACAACAGCAACAACAGCAACAACAACCAGGACAAGGACCUAAUUUAAUGCAGAAAAUCAAUGAAAUCACAGCUCCCGGUGGUGAUAUUCUAUCGAAAGGCAAAGAAUUAAUUUUUAUGAAAUUCGGCCUAGGUGGCAAAUAACCCUGGCCACGUAGCCCACCAAUAAAUUUAUUAUUACUUAAUCUUAAAAUCAACAAUAAAACUAUCAGCAAAUCGUUUAAAGUAAUUUGUUAUUACGAAUUCCAUAAUGCUAAUGAAACAAUAAUAGUAAGAUAAUUUUUAAAUCAACAGAUAAUAAAUAUUGUAAAUGAUAUCGUUAAUUUAUUUUUGUUACGCACAUGUUUUCUGCUGUUGGCGUUGCCCAAUUCUAAUAUUAAAUAAAGUAAAUUUUCCUCGUACUUAUAUUAAAAAGAUAUGAUAAAUGAAGAAAAAUAUACACGUAUCUCUAGCACAAGGAACCACUCCCUCGUUCAAAUAAAGUUAAUAAAUAAUAAAAACAACAGUCAAAACGUGCGAAUGAUAGCUAAAACUCUUUAAAAAUGCCACUAAGCAUCUUAAAACUGAUCAUUUCAAAAGCGAUUGAUACACCUAAACUUAAACUAAACCAAAAAAAAAGGAAAAAUACAUAUAUAAAUGUUUAAAUAAACAACAAACAAACAACAGUGGAAAAUUAUCAUUACCAAAUUGUUAAUAGUUACCAUAUGAACAAAAAUGAAACAAUAAUAUUAUAAACUAUAGAAAUACGACAAAAAACAAUCCGAUCAAGAAAACCGUACUGUAAUCGUAACCAAAAUUGAACAAAUACAAAACAAGUACGAUGUAUCUAUGUAGUUAAAUUAAUAAAAAAAAAAUCAACUCAAACAAUAACAAAUACAUGAAACGGUAAAAAAUAAACACAUAAUCAAAAAUCCAAUAACAACAAAAACAACAAAGACAAAUUGAAAUUAUACAAAUGUUUAAAUAAAUAUUGUCAAUGAUAAUAAUCAUUAAUAAUACAUGUUGUAUGUAUAUUCCCUUCUUUCUAUUUUACUAAUGUUUAUUUAUAUAUAAAACAGUUAAAACUACAAACUUGAACUGCUACAAAUAACUUUUCAUAAGUUAUUCAACAAAGAAUUUAAUCUCUAUACACUCUAUUGCAAAAACAUACAUUCAUUCACACCUACAAUGCGAAAACAUACACUUACAUAUAUACACAAAUUAAUUAAGAUUUUCAAUAAUCAUAGAAGGAAAAAAAAAGAUUAAUAGUAAUAAAAUAAAAGCUGAAAAAAAUGCAUACACACUGUUGUAAAUAUCUAUGUAGGUUACAACCAAUUGUUAAAAUUAAACAAAAAAUAAUAAUAAUAAAUUGAAUAAAUGCAUUGAAAUAAAUGAAAUGAUUUAACGGGAAAUCGUUAGUGGGAAAAUCCUCUGUAUAAAAAAAACGAUAUCUAUGCAAUAAUAUUUAAGACAAAACAGAAAUUAACAAAAUUCCUCAUCCAUCUUUCUAUUCAUGACAUCAAUAUUUUUAUAUUUUAAGUUCACUUCUGAAUUCACAUUGGCAUGAUUUCUAUAGUUCAAUUCUGACUGUUUGAAUUAAGGAUAUUAUAUUUAUGAAAUAAACGGGGAAUUGAAAUUUUGAAAGUUUCUUUAUAAUAAUGUAACGGUUACACUACGAAUAUUUUUUGUUGUAUCUUUACCAUAUCUGUCUCAAAAAUUGCUUUAUAUUGAAGUGAAUAUUGUUAUAAAUAUUGCCAAUGGACGAGGUAAUACUAUUUAAAGUAUUAUUUAAAAACACCAGAUGGAUUACAUCAUGGGAUUACAUAAAUCAAUACCUUUAUAGGAGUUUGUGAAACAUCGUGGAAUUCAGGAUCUGGAAGUAUGAAAAUUUAUUUCUCUCAAUUAUUAGAAGAUUUUUCCAAUUUAAGCCCAAGUUUGGGUUUUACACAAAUGAAGUCAUUAUUAAUAACCAAAUGAAUUAAUUCUAAAAUUAUAUUUUACAUUAUAAUCCUAUACUUCUAUUUAUUAUAAUUAAUUUUAAAUUUAUGUUAUUAUUAAUGAAUCUCGUUCUGCGUCCGGUAGCUGUAAUUACCAAGAACGAUAUAUUACUUUAACUUUUUAUCUAUAAUAUUUCCAAGAAACAGGCAACAAGCGACAACGUUUAACGAGGAUAUUUAAUAUUUUAUUUAUUUAACUUUUUUAUUUAAUAUUAUUUAAUAGCAAGGUCUAAAAAAACAAAUGGGUUUUUAAAUUAGGGACGAAACCGGAAUAUUUUUGUAGCUAUCGAUAUUUCGUGAGUCAGUUGUUCUCUUCAUUAAUGCUUAAUCUAAAUUGUAAGAACUAAGGAAGGGAACAAAUGGCUCCCGAAAUAUUGAGACUUGGAAAAAUAUACUGUCAGAGUGAAAUUAUGCGGUGUUUCCAACGAUUAAAUGAUUGAAGUAACAAGUUGUUAACACUGAUGAAGGGAACAAGUGGUUCCCGAAACACAAGUUGUUAG